AUGGCCGACGCAGCCAAAGCGGAAGGCAACAAGCUCUUCGCCAGCAAGGACUUUACUGGAGCGGUCGAGAAGUUCAGCGAAGCCAUCGAGCUCCAACCCGACAAUCACGUGCUCUACUCGAAUCGAUCAGGCGCCUACGCUUCGCUCAAAGACUUUGACAAAGCGCUCGAAGAUGCCAACAAGACCACCGAGAUCAAGCCGGACUGGGCGAAAGGAUGGGGUCGCAAGGGGACAGCCAUGCACGGCGUGGGUGACUUGGUGGGAGCAGUAGACGCAUUCGAAGAGGCACUCAAGCUCGACCCGGCCAACGCACAAGCCAAAUCCGGGUUGGAGUCGGUGAGGAGAGCCAUUGAUGCCGAGGCCAAGUCGGAUGGUCUUGCUGGUGAUCCUAGCGGUGGUCUGGGUAGCAUGUUCAACGACCCGCAAAUGAUCCAGAAGCUGGCCAAGAAUCCCAAGACGGCGGGAUAUCUGGCCGACCCGGCGUUCAUGAACAAGCUGCAGAGUAUGAAGAACAACCCGAACGCGAUGAGCACGGAGAUGAUGUCGGAUCCGAGGUUCUUGCAGGUCAUGGGCGUGUUGUUGGGUGUGGACAUGUCGAUGAUGGAGACGCCGGAUGCGGAUGCAGCGGCAGAGAGGAUGAGGAGUGGCGGUGAUGCUGAGGAAGAUAUGCCCAUGCCGGACGCAAGACCUUCACAACCCAAGUCACAGUCCAAGAAGGCACCCGAACCCGAGCCGGAACCCGAGCCGGAAGACGAGGAGGCCGUCGCUGCGAAGAAAGCAAAGGAGGAGGCGGACAAGGAGAAGGCGGAGGGUACAGCCGCAUACAAAAAGCGCGACUUUGACACAGCGAUAGCUCACUACACCAAAGCCUGGGAGAUCCACAAGGACAUCACAUACCUCACCAACCGCUCCGCUGCACAAUUCGAGAAAGGUGACUACGAGUCUUGCAUAAUCUCCUGCAAAGAAGCCAUCGAGCACGGCCGCGAAGUGCUCGCAGACUUCAAAAUCAUCGCCAAAGCCUUUGGUCGCAUGGGCUCCGCCUACGAGAAGCAAAGCGAUUUGGCCAACGCGGUGGAGUAUUACCAGCGCAGUCUAACCGAGCACCGCACACCCGACAUCCUCAACAAACUCCGCGCGGCCGAGAAAGCGAAGAGCAAAGCCGAGAAAGACGCCUACCUCGACCCCGAGAAAGCUGAAGAGGCACGCGAACUAGGCAACCAGAAGUUCAAGGAGGCAGACUGGCCAGCCGCAGUAGAAGCUUACACCGAGAUGGUCAAACGCGCCCCCGAGGAUCCACGAGGCUACUCCAACCGCGCCGCCUGCUUGAUCAAACUCCUCACCUUCCCCUCCGCGGUCUCAGACUGCGACCUAGCCAUCAAGAAAGACCCGGAGUUCGUGCGUGCCUACAUCCGCAAAGCACAGGCACUGUUCGCGAUGAAGGAGUAUAACCGCGUCAUUGACGUCUGCGCAGAGGCGAUGGAGCACGACAAGGAUGGGAAGAACUCGCGGGAGAUUGAGGCGCAGAGCCAGAAGGCGUUACAGGCGCAGUUCUCCGCUCGCGAGGGUGAGAGCGAGGAGGAGGCGCAGGCGAGGAUUCAGCGGGAUCCGCAAAUCAUGGAAAUCCUCCAAGAUCCCGUCAUGCAGAGUAUCCUUCAACAAGCCAAGGGUGAUCCCGCGGCAUUGCAGAACCAUAUGCAGAAUGCGGAUGUCAGAAAGAAGGUGCAGAAGUUGAUGGCGGCGGGUGUCAUUAGGGUGGGGAGGUAG
Recurvomyces mirabilis is the source of this 1764-nucleotide messenger RNA. It is a transcript of the gene STI1, whose product is annotated as Hsp90 cochaperone. The record is from RefSeq and is a predicted model, not a curated record. Bases 1 to 1764 code for a protein of 587 amino acids. Gene Ontology annotation, molecular function: Hsp90 protein binding. The transcript is spliced from 3 exons. NCBI's taxonomy places the organism in Eukaryota, Fungi, Ascomycota, Dothideomycetes, Mycosphaerellales, Teratosphaeriaceae.